Aphis gossypii (cotton aphid) is the source of this 1391-nucleotide messenger RNA. RefSeq lists its product as uncharacterized. Gene Ontology annotation, cellular component: mitochondrial inner membrane; nucleus. Gene Ontology annotation, biological process: apoptotic DNA fragmentation. Gene Ontology annotation, molecular function: nucleic acid binding; single-stranded DNA endonuclease activity; metal ion binding. The transcript is spliced from 4 exons. NCBI's taxonomy places the organism in Eukaryota, Metazoa, Arthropoda, Insecta, Hemiptera, Aphididae. The record is from RefSeq and is a predicted model, not a curated record. Bases 148 to 1233 code for a protein of 361 amino acids.
CAUAUUAUAUGCUUUUAAAUUAAACCUGAGUUCAGUUAUUAUGUACAUUGUGUAAUAGUAAUAUGUUUUAAAAAAUAAUAUUUCGUUAUUUUAAGUCUCAGUAAGAUGAUAUAAUAAUAUGGGAAUUAUGUUAUUGAUUAUAUAAAUAUGAAGUUUUUAAUAUUAUUCAUUUUUAAUAUUUUCACAAUCACAAUAUCUAAUCACAUCAAAUUCAUUCCAAAAUUAUGCAAAGCAGGUGAUCCAUUUACUGUGAAUCGUGAAAAACCAACAAUUAAUGGUGUCCUCUCAGCACUAGUGAAUAUAAAUAAAAAAUGCUUAAAUAAUUAUUCGUUAUUAAAAGUUAAGAGAAACGGUGGCAUUGUGGAUUUGGAAAUUUGUUAUGAUGAGUUAUUAUUAAAAACAAUAUACGUAAAAUUUGAAAUCGAUGGAAUCUCUCUUAAGCAGUUUGAUAGUGUGAUUAUACCACCACUUGUGACACAGAAUAUACAUUUGUAUCCUGAAAAUAUAGAAUGUUUUUUUACAAAAGAACAUCAAGCAGCUCUAUUUAAAUAUAUAUAUAACAAUGAAGAUGCGAUUACUGAUUCAUCAUUUUUAACUGAAGGAUAUUUAGCUAGCAAUUCCGAUUUUUCUGAAAAUUAUAAGCAACUGGGAACGUUUUUUUAUGCUAACAUAACACCCCAAUGGAAAUCCAUUAAUCAACACGCGUGGGCACUUAUUGAAUCUGCUAUUAGAUCGUAUGCUAUAUAUACGGGCAGGACACUGGAAGCGUACGCGGGCACGCACGGACAGGCGCUGGCGGGCGGACAGCCGCUGUUCUUGACGGACGACGGUCGGCUGCCGGUGGCCGCGUGGCUCUGGAAAGCCGUCGUCGACCGGUCCGCCGGCGCCGGAAUCGCUUUCGUCUGCUCCAACGACGAACCGUUCCAGGAGGAGGGGACGGCCGCGGCCCGUCCACCGUGCGGCGGCCCGGAAGUGUGCGUGGACGGCCACUGGGACGGCGUCGCGACGGCCGGCAAGUCGUUUUGCUGUACGCUGCGACAGCUCGCGGAAACGUUUCCGGAGGCGGCGGCGGCCUUGGCGGGCGUCGGCGCCGACGUGAGAUUGUUGAAAAAACCGCCACCGCCACAGCCGCCGCCGCCGACGUCUGCCGAGAGCGUGACGGCGGCGGACGACGACGACGACUACUACGAGGACGACGUCGACGUCGACGAAGAAGCGGCUAAGGACGAUUGACGGAUUGUUUCGAAUCUGCCGCGGCAUCAUCGAUAAACGAUUACGGAUAUAUACAUUAAAAUAUGUUUUACACGCGGUUGAAACGGCCGUACGCGUUUUCCCCGUUUUAUGUAUAUUUGUAUUUUUGGACGUUGAAUAGACGGUUUGUUUUUUGUUCA